Messenger RNA from Ilyonectria robusta, 2274 nucleotides. RefSeq lists its product as uncharacterized. NCBI's taxonomy places the organism in Eukaryota, Fungi, Ascomycota, Sordariomycetes, Hypocreales, Nectriaceae. Gene Ontology annotation, molecular function: DNA binding. Bases 1 to 2274 code for a protein of 757 amino acids. The transcript has 3 exons. The record is from RefSeq and is a predicted model, not a curated record. Gene Ontology annotation, biological process: regulation of DNA-templated transcription.
AUGGAUUUUGAGUUGCCUGAUGAAAGAGAAUCUCAGGACUCCAGGCUGAUAGAACCAUCCCGGGCUGGGCCCCGGUUUCCUUCUUGGGUAGUCAGGGCUUUGAAAGGUUGGUUCUCAGACCAUAUCCGACAUCCUUACCCGACCGCAAAAGAAAUGGAGAGCAUCCAAAGGCAAACGGGCCUCAGCAGACAACAGAUUGCAAACUGGCUCGCCAACACCCGCCGACGCAUCAAGUCCAAACGCCCGCGCGCACCAUCACCAUUCGUGGGGUUGAGAGACACCUAUUCCAACACAGACAUGUCUGACCCAAACGAAUCGCCCAUGUCUUUCCAGAAUAUGGACCCCUUACAGCGCUGGCAGAACUCGCCACCUGAACACGAAGCCGUCGAUGCCUCUGCCCUCGCACAAGCUAUAUCUGGACUCGCGCCAGGCAUGGGCCGACAAUCUCACGAUGAGGAUCGCGAUGUGUCCGGGUCGUGGCACAAUGCCUUAUCAACCAGUAGCGCAGGGACCUCAUACUCAAGUAGAAGUUCUCUUGCUUCUGCCUACUCCCAGAACUCGCACACUUCGCGUAGGUCCUUCGAACUUCCUGGGCAAGGCUCCAAGCGCAGGAGACGGAGGGUCGCUGCAGCUCGGUCUAUGCACACCACCGGAUUGAGUAACCUCUCGCGAACGUCACAUACUUUUCAGUGCACCUUUUGCACCGAGACAUUCAAAACCAAGCACAGCUGGCAACGGCAUGAAAAGUCGUUGCACUUGUCUCUUGAGCGGUGGACGUGCUCACCAGACGGCCCAAGAAUUAAGGAUCCAAACACAUCAAGGCUAGCUUGCGUUUUCUGCGCCCAGCUAGAUCCAGACGAAGAUCAUCUCCAGAGCCAUAACUGCGCUAUUUGCUUCGGGCGUCUUCCAGAGGAGCGAAUAUUUUACCGAAAAGAUCACAUUCGACAACAUCUUAAAUUGGUACAUAAUGCCAAGUUCAACGACUGGCCCAUGGACCUUUGGAAGGAUGAGAGUCAGAUUAUACGCUCUCGCUGUGGGUUUUGUAAGUUUGUUAUGAGUCAUUGGUCUGAUCGAGUUGGCCACCUGGCCGAACACUUCAGGGAAGGAAAGUCAAUGGCAGAUUGGCAGGGUGACUGGGGGUUUGAGGACCAUGUCCUUGACAUGGUUGAGAAUUCUGUGCCUCCGUAUCUAAUUCACUACGAGCGAAACUCGCCCUGGCCUUUUACAACCAAACAAGUACAUCCAGAAACUCCAAGCAACGCGUUUGAGCUUAUAAAGCUGGAACUAGAGGACUUCCUCACAGACCACCUUAACAAAAGCCAAUGCAUACCUUCUGACGAAGCUCUUGCGUAUGAGAGCUGCUGUAUCGUCCUUAGCUCUGAUGUUCUCUCCCAAAGCGCUGAGACGACGGCGCCGUCAUGGCUGCGCGAUUUGCUCACCUCGUCCGAGGAGACAACUAAGCGGGCACGGCUUCGUCCUAUGAAAAACCACUCGACCUCAUGGGUCACUCAGCUUAAGAUCCACGGGAAAGGAAACAUCUUCGAGACAUGCAGUAUGGAGAAUCAGCUCCAGAACUACGUCGAGAUCUCGACAAUGCUCGGGCACCAAGUGGGAGACUCGGAUCUUCAACUCGAGGCGUACAGCAUUGUUACGCGGAUGGAGGCGUCUUCGCCCCACCCUUGCCCAUGGUUUCAAACGUUUUUGGCUGGGCUAAUAUACGGGUCAAGCGGUUGGCUUGCACCAUUUCGCCGUCGCGCGAAUCUUGUGUCAAUGAUCCCUCAAUCCGCGCCUCGGUCAGAUCACAGUUCGGAGAUGCAAGACAUUCAAGCCACCACUUCUAGCCAUGAAUCCAAAAUUCCUCGCCUUGGCGUAUUACCUACGGGCACUGCUCCUGAGGAUCCCAUCGGAAAGUCUCUCGACACAGUCGGCACCUCCACCUCCGUCCCCGUUAUUGGAUCGAAUCAUGGCGAGCCAAAGAUACCACCCAGGGCGAUGCCGCUAUUACUCAAUGACGAUAACUGCUACCGAAGACUUGUCAGAGACUUAUCUCGGUUUGUAGUGAGCACGAUAUCCCCACGUAAUCCAGAUAGCCAUGUACCUACGGAUGAGGAACUCCAGUACCAAGCACGAUGGAUCAUGUUUCAAGACGAUGAUCCGUGGAACCAGACUCCUGCCGACAAUGCUGAGUGGCUCCGGCAGUUUAAGUGCGACCUACAUGUUCUACACGGCGAUGUGUUAUCUGGAUGGGUGGACACUAGUGUGAGUUCGUCAUGA